UACGUGUGCCUGAGGUUGAUGAAAAAUACCCAACCAGUUAUAAAAAUUAUAUUCGGCUUAUUAGUCUGUAAAAUUACACAAACGAAUGUCUAAAUAUAUCUUGUCAUUACUUCGCUUUUACAUUGCGAGGAGGCGAGUUUGCUUAAAAAGUGAGACCCCGGCGCUGACAGCUCUGCGGACGCUGCCGUCGGUUAACUGUCACUCGGGUCCCGAUGUUUUACAACUGCGCGAGCAAAAAGAAACACCCAAAAAACAGGUAACAAAAAGGCCCAAAAAAGAAAGAUUGCCAUGUCAGCCAGUGCUGGAUUGCUUUGACCAGCAGUACAGCCAGGAACUUGGAGACUUAUGGGAACCUGCAAGAGCAGUGCUUCUGGACCCUCACUCUUGGCAGUAUGGAGUUAUGCUCAACCGCUUCAGCACUGUGACAGGCAUCACACAGAUUCUUCAAUCACAGGGAUUUUCCACAUUGCUGCCACAAACAGAUGACUCUGCAUUGCUUCCUAAUGGCUCCUCGACAACAUCAGAUUCAAAACACAAAGCAGAAGACUCUCUGUUGCUUUCUGACAACAUCUCCAAGUGCCAUCCUAAUGACUCCCACCUCCAACCUGACAGCACCUCUCAUGUGCUCAGUCAAGACCCUCAACCAGAGCCGUCACUCAGUUUGUCCGGUACGACAUUACAGUGUUACAUCCAUCCAUAUCUUCUGCGGUUUCCCUCUCAGGCUCACAGGCCUGGCCAGCUGAAACACUACUACCUCCUGAAUGCUGCCUCGCUGCUUCCAGUGCUGGCUUUGCAAGUCAAAGAUGGAGAGAAGGUUUUGGAUCUCUGCUCUGCCCCCGGGGGCAAAGCUUUAGCCAUAAUGCAGUGUGCCACCCCAGCACUUCUCUGCUGUAAUGAACCAGACCCUCACAGACGGGACUGGCUGGCAAAAACCCUGGAGUCUUUUCUGCCCCGCUCACUAAUCAGCAGUGUGAUUGUGUCUGCACAAGACGGACGGUCUUUUGGGCAAAGUGAAGCAGGAACAUAUGACAAGGUUUUAGUUGAUGCUCCAUGUUCUAAUGACAGGAGCUGGUUGUAUUCUGGCAGCAGCCAGCAGGGGGUACAGAGACUGCGGGAAAGAGCCAGGCUGCCUGCGCUCCAGGCUCAACUGCUUCGGUCUGCACUGUCAGCGGUGCGUCCAGGGGGCGUUGUGGUCUAUUCAACCUGCACUCUGUCCAGCUCUGAGAACUGUGCCGUGGUUAAGACAGUGCUGAAGGACUGUCCUGAGGGUGUACCUGAAGACCUAUGGGAGGAGAUUGCCAUUCCUUUAUCAAAAUACUUUACGUUUCAUCCUGCUAACCCUGGUCAUGGACACACACCUCACAAGCCAGCCCUGCAGCCACAGAACAGCACUUCGUCCUCUUAUCGCCACAGACUCGGCAUUUUAGUGGUCCCUCAGCCUGGCAAGACCUGGGGACCCAUGUUUUUGUCUCGGAUUAGAAGAAGGCAGUAGUGUGGAUCCAUCUAAGCAGAAAAUAUAUGUGGAAACAAGUGGCUAAGCAAAUACGUUUCUUUUGUAAGACUUUUGUCAUUUGCAUGUUUUUUAAAGAUGCAAAUGCUUGUAAAACAAACUGACAAAUGUACUAAUUAAAUUUUAGCACACUGAAAACUCUACACAGUGCCAGCCUGUGGCAUCUAAAGAGGAGAAAAUUAACAGCAGUUGUAUAAACAGGUGGAUGUUAACAUGUGAAUGACUGUUUACAUGCCCAAAAUACUCUAGUUUUUGCCCUUAUUCUGAAAAAGACAACUCCAACUAAGCUGUUUACAUGACUAAUGAAAUUAUUCCACUAAUGUUCCUUUUUACAUAAAGCUGUAUUUCCUGUGAUUAUCGUGUUCUAACAUCUUUUUUUAUCACGUCAAAAUAUGAAAAAGUGCAGUGAUUAUCACUUGUGCCAAGGUUUUUUAAACAGUUUAAACCAUGCAAACACAUUCUCUCUUUCAUUUUUUUCAGUUUCAACCACCCUCUUUCAAAGGUCAAUGUGACAAUAUUUGCGCCUGCCGAAAAGCUGUUGAUGUCCAAGUCUUUGAUAAUGUUUAAAAGUGGGUUUGUUUCUCCUUCAGACCAGAAAUGUGGGAUUUUCUUUGUUCAUGCAUCUCUACCCCACAGCCUCGAAAACAGCUGGGUUGUGUGCAAUGUAUCCAUGACAAUGUACAGAGUUGAUUGUGUACAAGCAAGAGGUCAGGUGUCGCAAACUGCCAUAAAAACUGCAAUUGAGACACAUAUUUCAGAUGCACUGUAUACAUGUACAAAGAAUGCUGCUAAAGCCCAAAUAAUACUGGCAUAUCCUAUGUCCUAUUCAGAAAAUGCUACAUUUGCAACAAGGCCUAAUUUGGAAUAACCAAACAGGACUAAUGUUUACAUGACCCAUAUCAAAUUCAGAAUAUUGUCAUAUUCUGCCCUCUUGGCUAGGUCACUCUUGGAAAAGAGAUUUUUAAUCUCAAUGAGUCUUUUACCUGGGUAAAUAAAGGAUAUAUAUUUAUAUAUUUAUAUAUAUAUAUAUAUAUUGGGAAUAAUAGUGGAAUAUUACCGUGCAUGUAAACAUCGUCAAGGUUUCAACAUGCAAGCACAGAUGAUAUGUCAAUGUGGUGCUCACAACUUUUUUUUUAAUGCCCCCAAGUGACCAAAAGAAGAACCAGCAAUUACAGGUUCAAUUGUUUUCUCUUAGCUUCUACAACCCAACUCCUUUUUAUGUAUUUUUUUAUCAUUAUUAUUCAUUGUUUCUGACAAUUAUGGAAACUGCUGAUACUGCUGAUGUGCAAUGAGACAAUAUUGACUGAACAAGUGCUUAACAUUAACUAUUGUUUGUCCUAGUUGUAUAAUAAAAUUGAUAA
Molecule: messenger RNA, 2871 nt
Organism: Plectropomus leopardus (leopard coralgrouper)
Lineage: Eukaryota; Metazoa; Chordata; Actinopteri; Perciformes; Serranidae
Gene: nsun3
Product: NOP2/Sun RNA methyltransferase 3
Biological process (GO): rRNA methylation
Cellular component (GO): mitochondrial large ribosomal subunit
Molecular function (GO): RNA methyltransferase activity
Source: RefSeq, a predicted model, not a curated record